GAUUUGAGUAGUGUCAUGUGCCCCAGUUUUCAGAAGAGAACGGUAGAGAAGAACUGGAACCAGCUGAACAGGAGUGUAAACCCUGCUGAUCCCAAGGAACAAAGAGAACACUCGCCUCCAAGAGUGAGUGAGAAAAAGAGAGAUGGGCAUGGAGAUGAUGCUUUUCAACUUCUGAGAAUAUCUCCUGGGAGAUCCUGCUCCUUUUCCUGAUUUUUUUUAAAAAAGUGUAUUCAUCUGCUCCUGUUUGCGUCCUUGUACUUCCUCUUCUCUACCUGGGCUGGAGGUAGAACCCUCCAUGGAAUCCCCGGUAUAUAUUUUUCGUGAGGAGCCAGGCCCCACCUGCUCCCCAGGACCAUGUCCACUGCCAAGCAGUAGCAGCAGUAGCUGGCUUGUGGACUGGGCAGAAUAUGGCAACAAUAGUAGUGGCAUCUAUGAGGACUUACAGCAAAACGACACCAACAUCUCCCCAGCUAUUCCCAUAAUCAUCACUGCAGUCUACUCCAUGGUCUUUGUAGUGGGCUUAGUUGGCAACUCUUUGGUCAUGUUUGUCAUCAUAAGGUACACAAAGAUGAAGACAGCAACCAACAUCUAUAUUUUCAAUCUGGCCCUGGCAGAUGCCCUAGUGACCACCACUAUGCCUUUCCAAAGUACUGAGUACUUGAUGAACUCAUGGCCAUUUGGGGAUGUGCUGUGUAAAAUAGUUAUUUCAAUUGACUACUAUAACAUGUUUACCAGCAUAUUCACGCUGACCAUGAUGAGCGUUGACCGAUACAUUGCUGUGUGCCACCCUGUGAAGGCUCUAGACUUCCGUACUCCUCUGAAGGCAAAGAUUAUCAAUAUAUGUAUCUGGCUCUUAUCUUCAUCGGUUGGUAUAUCAGCCAUUGUCCUUGGAGGUACCAAGGUCAGGGAAGACACAGGCAGUACCGAGUGUUCUUUGCAAUUUCCAGACAAAGACUAUGUCUGGUGGGACAACUUUAUGAAAAUCUGUGUCUUUGUAUUCGCGUUUAUUAUCCCAGUGCUAAUUAUAGUUGUUUGCUAUACUCUGAUGAUUCUGCGCUUGAAGAGCGUGCGGCUUCUCUCUGGCUCUCGAGAAAAAGACCGAAAUCUCCGUCGCAUCACCCGAUUGGUUCUUGUGGUGGUUGCAGUCUUCAUCAUCUGUUGGACUCCAAUCCACAUUUUUGUGUUGGUCGAGGCCCUUGGGGAUGUGUCACACAGCACUGCAGCCAUUUCCAGCUAUUAUUUCUGCAUUGCUUUGGGCUACACCAAUAGCAGCCUAAAUCCCAUCCUGUAUGCUUUUCUGGAUGAAAACUUCAAACGGUGUUUCAAAGAUUUUUGCUUUCCUUUUAAGAUGAAGACAGACAGACAAAGCACCAGCAGAGUGAGAACCACCAUUCAAAAUACUGCUUAUGCUGGGCAGGCUGAUGGUACAAACAAGCCAGUAUGACUAGCUGUGGAAAUGUCAUCUUACUGUCCUCCUGGAAGAGAGGAAUCCAAUGAUCUUGGACUAACUCAGAUAACUACUGCCGUGUGAAAUGGAGAAUAAUAAACCUAUUUGACAUUAUGUAAGGACUCUCAUAGCCUGAACUGGCAGUUGCUGAUAUCAGGGUUUCAUUACCCACGCUCACUGAUGAUAAAUGUUUGGAUCAUAUUAAAAACAGAUCUUUGUACAUAGCUCUACUUCUAUUCUCGGCAAAAGAAGGAAAAGCUCUUCACAAUUCUGAUGCCUUUAUAGGAAGAGAAGUUGCACAUUGUUUCUUAUAGUACCUUUAUGCUCUUACUUAGAUUCCAUAUG
Messenger RNA from Rhineura floridana, 1792 nucleotides. It is a transcript of the gene OPRK1, whose product is annotated as opioid receptor kappa 1. Gene Ontology annotation, biological process: neuropeptide signaling pathway; G protein-coupled opioid receptor signaling pathway; sensory perception of pain. The transcript is spliced from 5 exons. The coding region runs from base 296 to 1444 and encodes 382 amino acids. Gene Ontology annotation, molecular function: dynorphin receptor activity; neuropeptide binding. NCBI's taxonomy places the organism in Eukaryota, Metazoa, Chordata, Lepidosauria, Squamata, Rhineuridae. The record is from RefSeq and is a predicted model, not a curated record. Gene Ontology annotation, cellular component: membrane; neuron projection.